GAGAGAGAGAGAGAGAGAGAGAGUUAAAAUUAUCCACCUAAAGCCAAUCCUCCUCAAGCUGAUCAGGAGCUGAAUGGACUAAACAGCUCGGAGACUUCAAACUUCUCAGCAGGUCGGAGCGCUCGGGGAUCUGAUGGGUGGUUAGAGCCCCGAGUUAAAGGGAUUAUUCUUGGCUGCUAAACUCAGGAGGUCCUCGGAGCUGGCAGGAGCCCAGAACCUGCUCCUGGACUCCACCAGGAUCCAUCAGCCCAGCUCCCGUGGCUCGUCAGCUCGCCGUGCAGCCAGGAAAGCUGGUGUGAUCCUCUCCUCAGGAAGCAGAGCAGAUCACUUAUCUUCUGGGAUCUGGCCUCAGAGUGUGUGAGUCUGUCUGAGGAGCUCUGACCUGCAGUGUGAUUGUUGACAUGCUCCUCCCCGACACCUUCGACUCCAAUGAGCUCCACACAUGGUGUUGGUCUCAGCGACAGUAACGCCUCUCGUUUGUCAAGGAACCGCUCAGAUCCAACAUGGCCAGAGACGUCAGUCCUCUGAGUCUCAUGUCUGCGAGGCACCGAUGGGUCGGAGCCUCUCUGGACCUCGUCCUCCCGCUCUUCCCCCUGCGUCCUCUCGUUUUCUACUACUUCCUGUCUUGCGCGGCAGCAACGGCCAGUUUGCCUGGUAUAGAGUACAGCUACGGCAUGAGCCCCAAGUUUGUUUGCACCCCGAUUCCGCCAGAAGCUGACCCCAGCUGCUACUCCCCGCCCGGCGUGCCCCACGGACCCAGCACCAACGGCCACACUAACGGCCACAGUGGCGGCCCCUGGCGAGGGAUGAUGUCAGACGAGGCCAAAGCCACCAUCUUACAUCUGCGAGAAAGCCUGGUGAGGCAGAAGGAGACGAUCCUGGACCAGCGGGAGACCAUCAGGGAGCUGACCGCCAAGCUCACCUUGUGCGAGGGCUUCGGGGGUCACCACAGCGGGGGUCACCAUGACCCCCGCCACCACAGUAACCACGACAACCACCACGACACCCAUCACGACACCAAUCACGACACCCACCACGACACCAAUCACGACAACAACCGCGACAACCACCACGAAGGCGACCACGACGACCACCGCGGGAAUCACGGCAGCCACCACGCGUCCACGUCCACGUCGCACCACGGCCCUUCGUCGUAUCACGGCAGCGACCACCACUACUCCCACGGCAGCCACCGGCCGGACCCCCACCACAGGAAGGGCCCGUACAGCAAACACAGCUCCUUCUCUCCUGAGCAGACGGGGAAGACGCUGCAGACGCUGAAGGAGCGACUGGAGAACCUGCAGGCGAGGAACUCGUCCAGCUCGUACUCCAGCUCCCUGAGAGAACUGCUGCAGAGGAAGAUCACCGCCCUGGAGGAGCAGCUGCACGGUUACCACCGAGAUCACCAUGACUACGGUAACCACGACGACCACCACGACGACCACCGCGGCGGCAGCCACCCUGACGACCAUCACGACGACCACCGCGGCGGCAGCCACCCUGACGACCAUCACGACGACCACCGCGGCAGCAGCCACCCUGGCGACCACCGCGGCAGCAGCCACCCUGACGACCAUCAUGACGACCACCACGAUGACCACCAUCGUAACGGUUACCAUAGCAACCGCCAUGACAGCCAUCACAGCAACCACCACGGUAGCAGCCGGUACAACCCCCACAGCAGUCACCACAAUCGCCACCGUGAUCACAGCUAUGAUCACCACUAUGACCGCGGCCGCCAUCAAGGCCGCUAUGACAGCCGUCACGGCGACCACCAUGACGACCGCCACGGCGACCAUCACAACGAUCAUCACGGCGACCACCACAACGACCACCAUGACGACCACCACGGCGACCAUCACGACGACCAUCACGACGACCACCACGACGACCACCAUGGCGACCACCAUGACGACCACCAUGAUGACCACCAAGGCCACCACGACUACCACCAAGAACCCGGCCACCCCGAUGACCGCCACGACGAUCAUCACGACAAGCACCGCGGCAACACCCACCAUGACAGUCGCCAUGACAGCGAUCCUCACCCUCGCCGACUGCCUUUCAGCAGCAAAGAGACGGCUCUGCGCGGCGCCGGUCACACCAAGCUGGAGACGGUGCUCGGCCAAAUCCACCACGGCCAAAGUGACCACAAGAAGCUGAAGAGCCCCAGCGCCUUCAGGCUGGAGUUCCCCAUGAGGACCAACUACAUGUACGGCAGGAUGAAGCGCUCCGUGGUCAACGAGAUCUUCGCCCUGACCAUCUGCCUGUGGCUGAAGGCGGGGGCGGGACCAGGCCUCGGCACGCCAUUCUCCUACGCUGUGCCGGGACAAGCCAACGAGCUGGUGCUCAUCGAGUGGGGCAGCAACCCGAUGGAGCUGCUCGUCAAUGACAAGGCGGUGACUCUGCCCGUAACCAUGACGGACGGGAAGUGGCAUCACGUGUGCGUGACGUGGUCGACCCGUGACGGCGCCUGGGAGGUCUACCAGGACGGGGUGAAGAAAGGCUCGGGCCAGAACCUGUCGGCCUGGCACUCCAUCAAACCGGGAGGCGUCUUCAUCCUGGGGCAGGAGCAGGACACGGUGGGAGGACGCUUCGACGUCACCCAGUCCUUCAUGGGCGAAGUGUCCGAUCUGCAGUUCUGGUCCAGAGUCCUGACGUCCAACGAGAUCCACAGCCAGGCGACCUGCGGGGGCCACCUCGUCGGGGACGUCAUGUCCUGGUCGGAGGAGUCCGUGGAGCUCCACGGUGGACUCACCGAGCUCCCGUUCGAACCCUGCCACUAGGGGCCGCCACUGGACCCCCCGCGCGCAGAUCACGAUCACACGCCCGAGUCCAAAACGGCUGGAAAGUGGGAAAGAUGAUGGGAUUAUUCACUGCUCUGGUUUUUCAACGCAGAACUUUAUGAACACAAGAUCAGAGCGAGGAGCCGUUUUCUACACGUUUUCUUUUUGCCAUUCCUGUUCCGAUCUUUCUGCCUUCGCCCCCCCUCCGCCCCCUCCCCCCCCUCAGCAGGCUCCAGAGAGCGCAGGGCUUCACCGGCUUCAUGACUGCGGCUGCUCUGAGGGAUCUCAAACACAUAAUAGGAUUUUCCUCCAUCAGACCAAAGGUUGCUCCGGCGUGUUUCCUCUGGUGUGUGAGCGAAGCCGAACCUCACAGGACGUGAAGAGGCUGAAACGAUGAAAUCACACGUCUGCUCGUUGUCAGUGGAGACGAAGGAAUCCAGCUGAUGCACGAUGUUUUUACGAUGCAGGUCGGAGCGAGCAGAACCUAACGAUGGGGAUUUUGCACACUGAUAUUUUCUAUUAGUAUUUCAUAUUGAAAAAAAAAAAAACACUCUUUUUGUAGGAAUGAAAUUUGUAUUUCCAGGAAAAAAAAAAAUAUCUCUAUAUAUAUAUAUAAAAAUCCACAUAUUCUUCAUAACUGUAAACUGCAUUCUGAGUUUCUGUGUGUUUCUCUGAGUCAAACAGCCGUUACACAAGAGCAGCGCAGGUCAAUGUCACAUGACGGCGUCGCUGCGGCUUCACCGUCCCCCAACGUCUCCUCGGCAACCGGCGGCUUACAGCAGGACUUACCUGUGCACAGCUGAUCUGAUCCUGCCUAUUUCCAACCAGCUCAAAGCGCACACACACACACACACACACACACACACACACACACACACACACACACACACACACACACACACACACACACACACACACACACAGAGAGGAUAAAGAGGUGAAAAGAGACACUGUUGAUCUCCGGCUCAGUUUCUAGCUGCACUUUCACAUUUUUUAUAACAAAAGCGGUUUUUGUACAUGUGAAUUACACCAGAUUGACUCUUUCUGAUCUUCUACAGGAGUUAUUACCAUAUUUCUCACAUUGUAAAUAACAACGUCUCAUUUACCCCCCACCCCCCCCACCCGCUGAGUUAAACUCAGGCCUCAUCCUGCACGUCUGUCAGCAAACAGAGGAAUCUGCUGUUGCCAUGGUGACAGGGAAAUAUCUCCCAGCAUCAGGACCACGGCGCCCCGUCCCUCCACAGCUGUAAAUAUCCGCAGAAUGUUCCUUCGACUGUAAACUGCCAAGACGAGCGGCACUUUGAAACCGUGCUCCUGUCCCGUCCCCCCGUCCCCCAAAUGCAUGUGACGUUUGAUUCCCGUGUCCACACACCCGCUCCCUGUAGAGCGUGUACGCUGACUCUGCGCAGAGAGACUCGCUUAUUCUCGCCUUCGGUGUACGUUCUGUGUAGGUGUUUCUCUGUGGUGUUUUAUUCUCGUGUCUUUUUUGGCUGUAAAUAUACAAAGUAUUAUUACAGUGUGUUCGGUCAACAGUCUCCCUCGUGUGUAAGCCAAAACUAUAAACUUAAAUAUAAAACUUGAAAGAGGAGAAAUAUGCACUAUAAACGCUGUCAAAUAUUUGUAAAUAGGCCUGUGUCGGGAUUUUGAAUAAAACUAUUUGAAAUAUUUUAUGAAUUCAAA
This is a messenger RNA of Hippoglossus stenolepis (Pacific halibut), 4466 nucleotides long. Its product is annotated as filaggrin. The record is from RefSeq and is a predicted model, not a curated record. Lineage: Eukaryota; Metazoa; Chordata; Actinopteri; Pleuronectiformes; Pleuronectidae. The transcript is spliced from 5 exons. The coding region runs from base 504 to 2786 and encodes 760 amino acids.